AUGUACCGCGAGCCAAGGCGUCUUGCCAACAUCCUCAAGUGCAGAUUCUGUCGACGAGACAAGCGGAGGUGCCUCCCUGAGAACCGAGUCUGGCCCGGCCAAAAGUGCGAGGCGUGCGAGCGAUAUGGUUACGACUGCUCGAUCGGCCUGAGUGCGGAGCAGGAGAAGGCGGAACAGCAGAGGCAGGCGCACAGACGGCAGCAGAGUGUUGUAGCGGGCGGAGGCAGUCAACAGGGCAUCGUCGCCAAUGCCUAUACGCAUACGAGGCAGAUUGAGGGUCGAGAUGAUGCGACAACCUGGACCGCCCCCACGCAGGAGGCACGUCCUCUGCAGACGGUGCCAUCUGAGCAGCUCAUCAAGCUUCGCCCAGACGCCACUAAUCCUAACUCCCUGACACUCUACAUACCCCGGGCGGCUGGCCGCAGGAUGGAAUUCGCGGGGACGCUGGAUCUAGAGGAGAGACUGAUGCGCCUCUGGGCCAAUCCGGAGACCUACGAACAGGCGUGCAGCUCGCGUUUAGCUAUAACAUGCUCAGAACUUUUUAUCCACAUUCGACGAAUUGCAGAAUCCGACGAGCUAAUCUUCUCCUCCCUAUUCGCCUUCAUCGCCGGCAACCUGGGUGUCUACGCCAAUCGACCAAUCGCCCUCCAACUCGAAUCCGCGUCACGGCAGUACCUCGAACGCUCGUUCAACAUGCUCAAGACGUAUAUGGACCAGGCAGCGCAGUCGCCCAACGGGACCCCAAGACCUGGAACGAUACUUCCGAUGCAAUAUGCGUGUUUUCUCUUGGCGUGCUAUGGGAGCUCCACCAGCGAACCCCAGAUGAUAGAAUUCAUGGUCAAACAACUAGAAUUCCUUCGCAAGUACAGUGCAAGCUUCCCCCUACGCCUAGGAGUCGUUCUUCAACCACCAAAUGGCUGGCGCUUCCGUAUACAUCUUGCAGAGGACCCUACAGAACGCGGCAUCGAGAUUGGUCACGACACCAAGGUGUUCCGGCAAGCCAUGAUCCAGGCGAAGGAUGAGGCGUUUCCCAGUUGA
Messenger RNA from Aspergillus calidoustus, 1038 nucleotides. The record is from the annotation of a GenBank genome assembly. NCBI's taxonomy places the organism in Eukaryota, Fungi, Ascomycota, Eurotiomycetes, Eurotiales, Aspergillaceae.